AGAAAAAAAAAUAUCUGACUAAUAUCUCAAUCCAUUAUUCUUAUUCUGUCCCUCAAUCUGAGUCUUCAACAGCUCCAAACUAUCUAAUCCUUAUCACUUCAAUUGUUCAUUAUCCAGUCGUCAACUUAAACAAAUUACAGUCUUACUAUACUCUAAAUCUUCCAAUGUUCCCUGCCCUGUGCCUAAGUUCCCCCAAAAGCACACCACCAUCAGAAUCCUUAGGUAUUGGUAUAGAAGGCUAUGCAAAUUCAAAGCAUAUCGGAGUCAAUUAUGUGUUUAUUGGCCCUCUCACUGCCAAAUAUCGCCCUGUCAUUGCUAAGGCUGCUAAAGAAGACCGAAACACCAAAACGAAUAGUAUGAUUUGUGCUGACUGUGAUGGGAAUGGAGCUGUUCAAUGCUCUCAAUGCAAAGGUAAUGGAGUGAACUCUGUUGAUGUUUUCAAUGGACAGUUUAAAGCUGGUGACUCCUGUUGGCUUUGCGGAGGAAGGAAGGAGAUGUUAUGUGGAAAUUGCAACGGGGCAGGCUUUGUUGGUGGCUUCUUGAGCACUCAUGAUCAGUAGGAACAGAGUCCUUGAAUUCCUGAGAAUACUUAUUAUAUGUCUGUGCACAUAUACAUGUAUAUUAAGGCCUUCAAUACUUUCACUCUGCAGAUUUUAUAGUUGGUACUUACGAGUUCAUUUGAAGACUUUACUGGUUGUUUAAAAACAAAAAAAUAAGAGCUUAGUAUCAUAUUUAUCUA
Vigna angularis (adzuki bean) is the source of this 739-nucleotide messenger RNA. Its product is annotated as protein BUNDLE SHEATH DEFECTIVE 2, chloroplastic. The record is from RefSeq and is a predicted model, not a curated record. NCBI's taxonomy places the organism in Eukaryota, Viridiplantae, Streptophyta, Magnoliopsida, Fabales, Fabaceae. The transcript is spliced from 5 exons. Gene Ontology annotation, cellular component: chloroplast stroma; protein folding chaperone complex. Bases 165 to 560 code for a protein of 131 amino acids. Gene Ontology annotation, molecular function: protein folding chaperone.